Pseudovirgaria hyperparasitica is the source of this 1305-nucleotide messenger RNA. RefSeq lists its product as uncharacterized. The record is from RefSeq and is a predicted model, not a curated record. The annotation marks the transcript as partial. The transcript has 2 exons. Gene Ontology annotation, biological process: transmembrane transport. Gene Ontology annotation, cellular component: endoplasmic reticulum; membrane. NCBI's taxonomy places the organism in Eukaryota, Fungi, Ascomycota, Dothideomycetes, Acrospermales, Acrospermaceae.
CUGGUAGCCGUCCAGGCUGGUCUGUCGGUGCUACUGGUCAUCUCCUACGGCGUGCUCGCUGCUCGAUUCAAGCUCCUGGACCAGGGCAAUGCAAAGGCCAUCUCGAAGAUAUGCGUCCGCAUGUUUCUCCCGGCCUUGCUGAUCACCAAGCUCGGUGCGGAAAUUGAAGCUGAAAGGGUUGGUCGGUAUGGGAUAGUUCUUGCGUGGGCAGUGUUCUGUCACUUUGUAUCGUUCCUCAUGGGCGUCUCUGCACGUAGGGUGUUUGGCCUGCCGAAAUGGGUGACGGUUGCGGUCAUGUUUAACAACACGACUAGCUAUCCGCUGCUGCUGAUGCAGUCUUUGAGCGAGACGGGCAUCUUGAGCAGCUUGUUGGUGACGGACGAGACGACGACCCGUGCUAUUGAGCGGGCGAAGUCAUACUUUCUCGUCUUUGCGACUGUGUCGAGUUGCUUGACAUUUGCAGUUGGACCGCGGCUCGUCAGCGCAGAAGCAACCCCUGAGCCAGACGAUAAAGAAACACACGACGAAGAAGCCGUAUAUCCCUCUCUCCCAACUAACAACCCCUCAGAAGGAACAAGCCUCCUGAGCAAAUCUCCAGCCCGGCGAGAUCCAUGUCCCACCACCUCACUGCUCUUCCACCACCCCUCAGAAGCAUACUACUCAGCAGCAGCGACACACAAACGCUGGCUCAAACACCACCCAAACAUCCAAUGGACCCUACUCUUCCUCUACGACUUCCUCAACGCGCCCCUCCUCGGCGCCCUCGCCGGCACCCUCAUCGGCCUCACGCCCCCGCUCAAAACCGCCUUCUUCGCCGCGCCCAGCGACGGCGGCUUUCUGCGCUCCUGGCUGACUGCGUCGUGGGAGAACAUAGGCCGUAUAUUCGUGCCGCUGCCGCUCGUCAUCGCGGGCGUGUCGCUGUACUACUCGAUCCAGACCCCAACCACAGCCACAGCAACAACAACGCCAAAAACACCAACAACGCAAACAAAACCCCUCUGGCACGCAACAUCCCUCAUCCUCCUCAUCCGCUUCCUCGCCUGGCCCGCGCUCUCCAUCCCCGCAAUCUACAUCCUCGCAACGCGCACACAGCUUCUCGGCUCCGACCCCAUGCUCUGGUUCGCCAUGAUGGUCAUGCCCGCCGGUCCACCGGCCAUGAAACUGAUCACCAUGGUGCAGGUUAGCAGCGGCGCGGACGAGCAGGACGAGUUUAAGAUUGCGCGAGUGUUGACGGCGUCGUAUAUCGUGUCUCCGGUGUUUGCGUUGACGGUCAUUGGGGCUUUGAAGGCUAGUCAGGCGGCUAUA